Molecule: messenger RNA, 3545 nt
Organism: Phytomonas sp. EM1
Lineage: Eukaryota; Euglenozoa; Kinetoplastea; Trypanosomatida; Trypanosomatidae
Source: the annotation of a GenBank genome assembly
GCAACAUAACUAUCCCUACACUUGUGUUUUCUUCUUCUUUUGGCAGAUGCAGGGGAAAAAGCCAACUCUACAACCCGCGUACCUUAUUUUAUUGAUCAAGGCAGGUAAAACAGGUGGACAAAUGCAUUUCUAGGCAGAGGUGAUCAUACCUUGACGUUUUUCUUCUGCUUUUGUCUCUUUAUCCCUUCAACAUUUCUACAGGGCCGGCUGGUAUCGCUGACGAACUGCAGUGUUACAUAGCGUACGUGCGUAGCGGCUAUCAAAGUGCAGUUUCUGGUAAUCAUGCAAGAGCAGUUAUCGAGUUCCAAAUAUACUUGAGUAGGCGGUCCAGCACCCAGUGCAAUGAUUCUCUCAGUUGCGGGUCAUUCAGGGUGGUGAGAACCAAUGCCAAUGAUAUUUCAUCAAUAUAGGCACGUACUUUCUGUGCUUUACAUCCAACUCUCUCGAACUUCGUCGCUCUGAGGGGCAUCAUAGGCGAUGUCGAGAAAGGUGUGUGCACCAUCGCUCACAGGCCUCUGCUGGUCUGAGUUAGUGAUAAAGACUAAGAUUAAUGCUCUGGAAGAGACAUACCUCUUGUAUUAUGGAACCUGUGAAUUCUAUACUCGGACGUUUCAAAUAUUUUUUUUCAGGUUUAUGUCCAAUUCUUUAUCGUACCAUGGAAUGCCUUUGAUUGCUCCUCCGCUUACUUAGUUCAUUCUACUUGUCUUUCUUGGAGCUGAAUCAAAAGGAGUGAAGAUAUAAAUCCAUAUACACACGUCCAUAUAAAUAGCUAUAAGUCGUUUGAAAGUACAUUUCUUGCGUUUCUAGUGACGGCGCUCAAGCUCAGCAAUUUACGCUUCCGAGCUUUUAAAAGACAAAAACUGCUCAAGAACUAAGAAUAGAAUAACUGUUCCAUGAGUAUGAUAUUACCAAUAGUUCGAAAAGACGCGGUAGACUGGGCCAACCUCGUGAAAGAUGCUUUGGAGGAAAUUCAGAUCAGCGUCCCACGCUCCGUGGAAGACUCCUUGAUGGCUCUUAAUACAUAUGCUAAACUCCCAACGUCCGCCUUUGCGAACCUCACGACCGGACUCAAGGAUGCGCGUGUUUAUUGUGCUUUGCUGACAUCGCUCGAUCAGGCCAUCAUGGAGUGGCCAGCCACCCUUCAGCGCAGAGUGUAUGCCUCACAAGUACAGCGCGAUGGAUCCAAGAUAACCGCAUGUAGGCCAUUUGUGGAGGCGGUCAUCGUACUGUACAACGCCGCGGUGGAAAAUUUGGAGGCAGGACUGUCAAACCUUGCUCGAGUACACGCGGAUUCCGCGCAACAGCAUCCUGCACAAGCCCUCACGGCGACGGCCACACGAACUGCAGUGCACCCAAACAUCAACGCGAAGAAUGCGUAUCGACACUUUCAAUGUGCUCAUGUUUUAGGUAUCGACGUCUCGGGGUUCCUUUUUCCGUCGCCUGAGUGUGACAAUCCAGACGCUGCCCCUACACAGCCAAGCCUCACCGUCUACGAGGCCGUUCAGCUGAAAUCUCUACUUGAUAUCGAGGAGCUGCGAGCGCUUGUGAGUUUGUGCAUUGCUGUGGCAAAGUAUGUCUUCGCUUUCACUGAUUCAAUUGGGGAAAAGUCAGAUGUGCUUGCGAAGCUCGCUUUUUCGGGAGCGUCACUUCGUAUCCCGGAGAAGUUGGUAGCAUCGGGUUUACCAGAGAUUCGCCUGCUACCGUGUGCCCUCUUAGUGGCAUAUCACUGCCACCAAGCAGAGUACUAUUACAAAGUCAAUCCUAGGCUACCAGACAUGCCGCGCGCACUAGGUCACAUCUGCUACGCCGACGAGCUUCUCUGUGGAAUGGAAAGUCAAAUCAAAAUUGGUAGCUUCCAAAAAGCUGACUUGCAUAGUGGUGGCAAAGUAGCAAAAAUUACAUUGUCGUUGGGAAAGCUCUUAUGGCGAAAGUUUGUUGGAGAUCGCGGUAGAAAAGAAAGCGAUCAUGGUGAAGGGAAGUACAUUAUUGAGGAGAUAGAGUCUGACAAGGAAAUGUCACAUCGGGCCUCUGUUUACAAUAAUCUACUUCGUUUUCUAUCCGAGGGUGAAUGCGGCCUUGUGCGUUUGUUUCCAGUCAUGGAUAGUCUUGUUCGUCGCGUAUAUGAACUCUAUAAACAGUAUCAGCAUGAAAACAUGGUCGUCUAUCUGUCAAAGCCACUUCCUGCGGAGACAAUUCAGUUAGACACACCAGAUUCGGCGGUGGUGGAGUUGUCUUUGAGGGUGCCCGGUAUCGAGGGCAGCCGUACCGCGCCGCUCACUUCCUUUCUCCAUCGGAACACAUUUAAGGACAUGCCUCGGGGACCAGAGGUGAAUGCUGCUUAUAAGUCGAAGGAAGAUAGGAAAACGCAGAAAGUCAGCAUGCUGGAUCAAUGCGCGGCUAUUGAAAAUAUCAUAGAAGAACUGCGUGGGGUACAGCUACCCCACGAGGUGCGACUAUGCAUCGAGGCAUUGGAACCCUGUUUGGAAGAGCAUGUUGGUUCUGUCGCGGCAGCGCUGAAGAUCGCUGAGACGACCCUGCAAGACGCUUGGAAAAGCCACGAAAAGGCCGCGCAGUUAUGGCUGGACGUGAGGAAAAGGUACCUUGGCGCGCGAGGGGGGGUGGGCUUCCAUGAGAAGACGAUCAAGGUCCAAAAGGAAGUUGAAGAGUGGUGUAAAAGUCUUGCGGAGGCGGAAUCUGAUUGGCUUCGAUUCAUUGGACCACUGGACUUUGGCGUGGAUGUUGAUAAAUUGAUCCGCCUACUUCUGCCAGCGGACUGUCGUGAUAGCUAUCGGUACAUUCAACAAGCGGAAGACGUCAUCGCCGAAGCGCGGAAGAUUCUUCGGAGGGCCUCGAUGCCUGUCACAGGGGCGCACCGAAGCACCACCCUGGAGAGUUCUUUCCUGCCGAAAGAGCAGAUCGAUAGUACGCUAGCAAAUCUGAAAGAGUUAGCUUCACAGGGGGAGCAGCUGGUCAUGCGACUGAAAGAGGUUAUGGAACAGCGCAGUUGGUGGGAAAAGCGACAGACUGCAAUGCGCUGCGUGGUUCUGGUAAUAUGGGGUGCACCAGAACUGAAAAAUAAACUUAACGAGGCAACACAGCUUCUGCGAGAUGAAUGUACUGAGAUGAGCAGAGCGCCUUCAGUUUUUACGUCCUCUGUUUUUCGGAGAGGUACUGACUCCGGUACCGAAACGAGAACGAAGGUGAGUAAAGACCCUAUACUUGGGCAGAGGCGUCAGCGUGAUACUUUAACAGACGAGGAUGACGGUAGUUCAUAUUGCGGGAGUUCCUCUGAUAAAAAAAGGCCCCGAAGUGAGGAAGCGCCGUCUCUACACACCAGCCAGGGUGUUUCUUCUCAUGGAGUUCCAUCGUCCAUGGAAAGCUUGGGUAGCAAGAACACUACUGAGUCAUCGUUCCCCAUGGAAGCUGAGGUUAGCAGUUCUUUGAAGGAUAGGCUCAGGAAAAAUCGAGAAGCUAUGGAAAAUGCAAGUAAUACACAUGCUAGAAGCAAAAACGCUAGAGGUGGGCGCACGGCAUCAUCGAAAUGA